Molecule: messenger RNA, 3058 nt
Organism: Meriones unguiculatus (Mongolian gerbil)
Lineage: Eukaryota; Metazoa; Chordata; Mammalia; Rodentia; Muridae
Gene: Sox8
Product: SRY-box transcription factor 8
Exons: 3
Coding region: 184-1575 (463 amino acids)
Biological process (GO): enteric nervous system development; peripheral nervous system development; negative regulation of transcription by RNA polymerase II
Cellular component (GO): nucleus
Molecular function (GO): RNA polymerase II cis-regulatory region sequence-specific DNA binding; DNA-binding transcription factor activity, RNA polymerase II-specific
Source: RefSeq, a predicted model, not a curated record
UGUUGCGGGUCCCAGAACUGAGACCGAGCUGCAGCUGCGGAGGAGCGGCGGCUGGUCGCCUGCGGCGAAGACAAAGAUUGGGUCCUGCGUGGCAGCCUCGGAUUCCAGCACGUCCGUCCACAGCGUGACCGGGCGCGACCCCUGCGUCCAUCCCCACUGAGCGCCCCUCCGCGCGUGGCCCCGAUGCUGGACAUGAGUGAGGCCCGCGCCCAGCCGCCCUGCAGCCCGUCUGGUACCGCUAGCUCCAUGUCACACGUGGAGGAUUCAGACUCCGACGCGCCGCCGUCGCCCGCGGGAUCGGAGGGCCUGGGCCGCACGGGGGGCGGCGGCCGAGGGGAUACUGCUGAGGCAGCAGAUGAACGCUUCCCAGCCUGCAUCCGCGAUGCGGUGUCGCAGGUGCUUAAGGGCUAUGACUGGAGCCUGGUGCCUAUGCCGGUGCGCGGCGGCGGUGGCGGCACGCUCAAGGCCAAGCCACACGUGAAGCGGCCCAUGAACGCCUUCAUGGUGUGGGCGCAGGCGGCGCGCCGCAAGCUGGCGGACCAGUACCCGCAUCUCCAUAACGCAGAACUCAGCAAGACCCUGGGCAAGCUGUGGCGCUUGCUGAGUGAAAGUGAGAAGCGUCCUUUCGUGGAGGAGGCCGAGAGGCUCCGUGUCCAACACAAGAAAGACCACCCAGAUUACAAAUACCAGCCACGACGAAGAAAGAGUGUGAAGACUGGCCGGAGUGACUCGGACUCUAGCUCUGAACUGGGCCACCACCCUGGUGGUCCCAUGUAUAAAGCUGAUGCAGUGCUCAGUGAUACGCACCACCACAGCGACCACACAGGCCAGACCCAUGGACCGCCCACCCCACCCACCACCCCCAAGACAGACCUGCACCAGGCCAGCAGCGGAAGCAAGCAAGAGCUAAGGCUGGAAGGGCGCCGCCUGGUGGACAGCGGGCGCCAGAACAUCGACUUCAGCAACGUGGACAUCUCCGAGCUCAGUAGUGAGGUUAUCAGUAACAUGGACACCUUCGAUGUCCACGAAUUUGACCAGUACUUACCCCUCAAUGGCCACUCAGCCCUGCCCACAGAGCCCAGCCAGGCCACUGCCUCUGGCUCCUAUGGGGGCACCUCCUACUCCCACUCCGGGGCAACUGGCAUAGGGGCAUCCCCAGUGUGGGCCCACAAGGGAGCUCCCUCGGCCUCAGCCUCACCCACAGAGGCAGGACCCCUUCGGCCACAUAUCAAGACAGAGCAGCUGAGCCCAAGCCACUACAGUGAUCAGUCACAUGGCUCACCUGGCCGUGCCGACUACAGCUCCUACAGUGCCCAGGCCAGUGUCACCACGGCUGCCUCCGCCACCGCUGCCAGCUCCUUUGCCAGUGCACAGUGUGACUACACUGACCUGCAGGCUUCCAGCUACUACAGCCCCUACCCUGGCUACCCUCCAAGCCUCUACCAGUACCCUUACUUUCACUCAUCCCGCCGGCCCUACACCUCCCCACUGCUCAACGGGCUCUCCAUGCCACCUGCGCACAGCCCCAGCAGCAAUUGGGACCAGCCUGUGUACACCACCCUGACCCGGCCCUGAGGCCGCUGCAUCCUGGAGGUCUCAGUGUCCACGAGGUAUACAGCCAGGUCUUUGAGAUCUUCGAGAAGCGUACUCGGAGCAUGGAGGCAGCCAGCAUGGCCUCACUCCGUCAAGUGCCUGCUGAAUCUGCAGGAAGCCGGGCUUCGUCACCCCGUGUCCCUUUGCCUCUGGAUAUCCAAACUUCUGCCAGGGGACAGAGCUCUCUUUUCCUCCUCUUCUCUUUCUGAGGUGACUGGUGAUUUCCAAAACAGCCGUUCUGCUGCUCUCCGGUUUGGAUAAGUGUGCACCAGCUCCUGGAUUUUGCAUCUCAGCAAAUGAGAAGAUGGCUACAGCUAAAAGACAAAGGAGGGGGGGCGCUCAGGUUCUUACCAGCCUAGCCAAGAACUCCCUGGGAUUGAAGGAUGUUGUUCCCAUGGUGAAAGCGUGAGAGCACAUCUGUGGAUGCCCGCCGAAACAGCCAUGCGGGCACCUCUCGGGACCGAUGUGAGAUGGAGGGGUUUCUCAUGACCACAGUUCUUCCCAGCAAGGUCUGGCUGAGAUGAACACUUCUUGUGCUUUUACUUUUAUUUUUAUUUUUGUUUUUUUUGUAAUUUUUAUUUUAAGGCUUAAACAUGUCUGUUUUGAAAGCUGUUGAAGACGUAUUUAUGUUCUGUGUUAUUUUAUCUUUAAUUAAUGAAGUAAUUUGUGCAAAGAGUAGAAUUUAAGACAAAAUGAAAGCCGGGGAAGUUCGUUUUGUAAAGGGCAGGAGGGAGGUGGCUCGGCACCCAUGGCAUCUCUUCCCUCGGCCUUCAGAUGGUCCUGAAGCCCCCCCAGCCCCAGGCACAGGAGGAAAUGAUUUACCUCUUGGGAUCUGGUUAGAGCAAAAUGCCCAACACCAGCAGCAGGUCGGGCAUUGGAAGGCAGGAGUAUCAUCUCUGGCCUCGGUGGUGCCAACUGGUAGAAGACAGAAUCCCCUGCGAGCUGGCAGCUGCAGAAACACGAGAAUCUUGGCUCUUUGGCACCAGGCACUACUUACCAAGCUGUGAAAGGAAAGCCUCCUCCACUAACCUGCCUAGGUUCCUAGUUAGUAACGUCUGCCUCACUGCCUGCUUCGCUGUGCUGAGCGCAUUACCGGCUACUUCACGGAAACUUGUGCCUUGGAGACUUUGUACAUUUAAUCACAUCUGAGAAGUUUGCUUCUUUUUAAUUUUUCUACUUUUCCUACUUUUUUUUUUAAGAGGAAAAAAACCCCUGUCUUUUUUUUUUUUUUUUUUUUUCUUUUAGCAUAUCUCCUUCUGGGGGUGGGGGUGGGAACCACAGCAAACUCAUUUUUAUGCAAUCUUUUUUUUUUUUUUUGGGCGUUGAAUUCAGAAAGACAUUUGCUGUCCUUGGCCUGCUGUGUUUCGCUACUCUCUGACCAAGCAAUGCUAACUUUUGUACAGAUUGAUUUGAUAAAAUUUAAAAAAAAAAAAAAAACAAACAAACUGCUUUUUAUCUACUCGGA